CAGGUGAAAACUUACUGGUCUACUUUCAAACCCAAUGGUUAGAUACAGUUCUCAAGUUACGUCAAAAUUUGGCGCUUUAUGUUGUUACUCACCGUUAAAAUUACUCGUUACCCUCUGUGGCCCAAGCUCUUCGUUUUUCUGAGAGAUGGCUGCCACCCUUUCCGUUCACCCCGAGCGUCUCUCCCCUGGUUCAGCCUUCACUAGACCGCCGGUUCGAGUGCUCGAGGCAGCUCCGAUUGGAAAGUCUAUUGCAAAGGAACCGUGGCGGGGGGCGCUGGUACACUCUAGGCGUACGCUAUUGAGGACUGUCUCACGGGUUCAAGCCGGCUCGGGAGCCGACGACGAGUCGGCGCCGUUGCAGAUGUCUGUAGAAAACGCACUGAAGCUUCUCGGAGUCUCUGAGGGAGCUUCCUUCGACGACAUACUCCGCGCCAAGAAAUCCAUCCUCGCCACUUGUCAGGAUGACCAGGAAGCGGUUGCGCAGGUCGAGGCUGCGUAUGACAUGUUACUUAUGCAGAGCCUAACUCAACGGCGAACAGGAAAAGUAGUGGAUAGUAAAAUUCGUUAUGCUGAUGUCAAACCUGUGAAGCCAUCUGGUUUGGGGUCAAUACCUCAAUGGUUCCAAACUACAAUAAAGAAUUCAUCAGUUUCAGUAGAGACUCCCUCAACUAGUGCUUUAGGUGUACAAGCUGGAGUUUACGGUGCUUUGAUGGGUUUAGCCUAUAUUAAUGAUGCUUCUACAUCCGCUGCAUCAUAUGCUGCAGCUGAUGUUCCUGGACUCAUUUUGGCUGGUAGCUUUGGAGCUUCCUUGUACUUUAUGACCAAAAAGAAUGUAAAGUUGGGGAAGGCCACUGUUAUAAGCAUAGGAGGGCUCAUAGCAGGUGCAGCAGUAGGGUCAGUUGUAGAGAGCUGGUUGCAUGUAGAUGUUGUCCCAUUUCUAGGCAUACACUUCCCUGCUACUGUUGUAAGUGAAAUCAUUGUUCUCUCUCAAUUCUUGGUUUCCCUGUACCUACGGUAGUCAGGGAGAACGCAGUGUUCAUAUAUCGAAAUGUGAUGCCGCGUUUCUCUUUUUUCCUUCUAAUUUAGAAUCGUUGCUUUAUCUUUCAAACUCCGAAACAGAAUGUGGUAGCUAGUCUUGGGUAAAAUACGCACUUGUACAAUAAUAACGAGUAAAAAACUCUUUCCUUCAAAGGCAUUUUUCAUCAUUACAUGUUCA
Molecule: messenger RNA, 1216 nt
Organism: Neltuma alba
Lineage: Eukaryota; Viridiplantae; Streptophyta; Magnoliopsida; Fabales; Fabaceae
Product: protein CHAPERONE-LIKE PROTEIN OF POR1, chloroplastic
Exons: 3
Coding region: 146-1018 (290 amino acids)
Cellular component (GO): chloroplast membrane
Source: RefSeq, a predicted model, not a curated record